AUGUAUGUAUGUGUCGUUCUCCGUUCUUACUCAGCAACCAUCGAUGAAGUAGAGGCCAGCGAUUAUGAAUGGUGGCGAUUAAGGAUGGUGGAGCAGCGGCGACGAGCACAGAUAGUGCACCGGCAGGCGGCAACCGGUAUGUGGAGCAGCGAAGGAGAUGCUGAAUUGUUUCUCCGUUUCUUGUUUCAUUUUUCGGUGGUGGUGGUGGUGGCGGGAGCAGUCUAUAGCUGCUGUCUUUGCCGUUUUUCUCUGAAAAAGUGGAACAAACCCUGUAUCCUAAAGAUACACUGA
Molecule: messenger RNA, 291 nt
Organism: Lactuca virosa
Lineage: Eukaryota; Viridiplantae; Streptophyta; Magnoliopsida; Asterales; Asteraceae
Source: the annotation of a GenBank genome assembly